Cyphellophora europaea CBS 101466 is the source of this 2070-nucleotide messenger RNA. RefSeq lists its product as uncharacterized. The coding region runs from base 1 to 2070 and encodes 689 amino acids. Gene Ontology annotation, molecular function: urea transmembrane transporter activity; putrescine transmembrane transporter activity; spermidine transmembrane transporter activity. Gene Ontology annotation, cellular component: plasma membrane. The transcript has 7 exons. The record is from RefSeq and is a predicted model, not a curated record. NCBI's taxonomy places the organism in Eukaryota, Fungi, Ascomycota, Eurotiomycetes, Chaetothyriales, Cyphellophoraceae. Gene Ontology annotation, biological process: putrescine transport; spermidine transport; urea transmembrane transport.
AUGGCUGAAGUUUCGAAAGUUCAUCCGCCGCUUAGCCAGGCAACUGGCUAUGGCCUCAUCCUGGGCCUCGGCUUCGCGUUUGCCGCCGGUAUGAUAGGGACCACCUGGGCUCUAAAGCGCUACCAUGGCGAAGUGCAGACGUCCGAAGCCUUCUCCACCGCCAACCGUACCGUGAAGUCUGGACUGGUGGCCAGUGCAGUGGUCAGCAGCUGGACAUGGGCUGCCACUCUGCUUCAAUCUUCUGGUAUAGCGUACCGUUAUGGCAUCUCUGGUCCUUUUUGGUAUGCUUCCGGUGCAACGGUCCAGAUUAUCCUCUUUGCGACACUGGCCAUUGAACUGAAGCGACGUGCGCCCAACGCGCACACCUUCCUGGAAGUUGUGAAGGCGAGAUAUGGAACCAUCACUCACAUCGUCUUCCUGAUUUUUGGCCUUAUGACGAACAUUCUCGUGACGGCCAUGUUGCUCACGGGUGGCUCGGCGGUCGUCGAGAGUCUGACCGGCGUUCCCACCGUGGCUGGCAACUUCCUGCUCCCAGUAGGCGUCGUGCUGUACACGAUGUUUGGCGGCAUCAAGGCUACCUUCCUCACCGAUUAUGUCCACACAGUCAUCAUCCUGGUUAUUAUCUUCGUAUUUGCUUUCAGCGCCUACGCUACCAACGAGAAUCUUGGCUCCCCUAGCAAGGUCUGGGAACUAUUGACCCAAGCCGGCCGAGACCAUCCAGUCGAUGGUAACCAUGACGGUAGCUAUCUCACGAUGCAAAGCCGCGAAGGGGCCAUCUUCUUCGUGAUCAACAUCGUGGGAAAUUUUGGCACCGUCUUCCUCGAUAACGGAUACUACAACAAGGCCAUCGCUGCCUCGCCAGUCGACGCACUGCCCGGCUACAUCCUCGGCGGACUUUCUUGGUUCGCCAUCCCAUGGCUCUGCGCCACGACCAUGGGUAUGACAGCUCUUUCUCUGGAGAACAACCCCGUCUUUCCGACUUACCCCGGCCGCAUUCCUGAUCACGAAGUGACUGCCGGCCUGGUUCUGCCACACGCUGCUGUUGCGCUUCUCGGCAAAGGCGGUGCCGCCGCGACGGUACUGCUCAUUUUCAUGGCCGUCACCUCUGCUUCGUCCGCCGAAUUGAUCGCUGUCUCAUCUAUCUUCACUUAUGACGUCUACAAGAAUUAUAUCAACCCCAAAGCCACCGGUCGCUUCCUCAUUCGCAUGUCUCAUGUCGCUUGCGUGGUGUACGCAGUCUGCAUGGCUGCUUUUGCUACAGGACUUUUUUAUGCUGGAAUCGGAAUGGGCUACAUAUAUCUGAUGAUGGGCUGCAUUGCAACACAGAUCUCUAGCGCCGUCAUCCCCGCCACCCUGACGCUCACCUGGCCGGGCCAAAACUGGCUCGCCGCAGCCCUCUCCCCCGUCCUUGGCCUAGCCUGCGCGCUCAUCGCCUGGCUCGUAACGGCACAGAAGCAAUGCGGCUCUCUCUCCGUCGCCUGCACAGGCUCUAACUACCCCAUGCUGGCAGGCAACGUGACCGCGCUACUCAGCCCCAUCAUCUUCGUGCCGGUCCUGACGUUCGCGUUCGGCCAGCAAAAGUACGACUGGCUGUCGAUGGCAGCUAUCAACCAAGGCGACGACAGCGACAUCGCGGCGCGACUGAACAUCGACGUCGAGAGCAUUCGUGGCCAGAGCAUCACGACCGAGACGAUCCUGGACGCGGGAGAGCAGAAGCACCUCAAGAAGAGUGCGGUCAUCGCACGCACGAUGACGGUGCUGAUGACUCUUGCGUUCUUGGUCCUGUGGCCAAUGCCCAUGUACGGAAGUGGUUACAUCUUCUCCAAGGGCUUUUUCACGGGAUGGGUCGUCGUCGGCAUCAUGUGGCUGUUCUUCAGCUCCUUCUGUGUCGGGUUGUUCCCACUGUGGCAGGGCCGCAAGACGGCCGUGCACACCAUCAAGUCCGUCAUUCUUGACCUCAGCGGGAAGAAGCAGCCGAGUGCGCUGCACAUCGAGUCGCGGAGCCCUCCGCAGGAAAGCGACACUGGCGAUGUCAGUGAGGAGGUCGCGGAAAUCAAGGAGAAGAAAUGA